GCAAUUUCCCUGUGUCAUGGCUCCGGUCUCUUAGCAACAGCCGCCAGUCCGGCCGCCCGGAGCCGCCGCCGCCGCCGCCGCGGGCUCAACUCCACCCGGCGGAGCCCGGCGCGCCGCAGCCACACAAAAGAAGCUCAAGGGCCGGGGACCGCGCGGCUGCAGCGGCCCGCUCGGGGGCGCCCCGGGAGGGGACACCAAGAACUGAGGAGGAGCGCCGGAGGGCAGAAGGGCUCCGAGGCAGGAUGCAGGAUGCGGAGGACCUGACACUUCUUGGAAACUCUUGGAAAUGGCUCCCGCCACAGCGCCGGAGGGGGCUGCGAGCCCAGGGCGGACGCUCGUCCCCGCUGGGCUGCUGAGCAGCGCUCGCGUGGAGGGCCCCGAGGCGCUGUCCCUGCGCCCCGCCGUCGGCUCGGGCUGAAAAAGUUUCUCCAUGGUUCCUUUGUGUCGCCCGAGCGCCCGUUCGCCGGUCCCGAGCUUCCCCGGUCUCCCUGGCCACGGAAAGACCAGCGCCAGGCAAGUCAUUUGCGAGGGCAGACAAUCUCCACUGCUAAGUUUGCUUUCUUGCAUUAAGUCUAAAGGAAAAACCUCAAAGCAGGAGGAGGUGGCGAAGCAGCUAGUGGACAGCUGGCGCCCCCUCUGCACAAGCAUCUGCCCCAGCCCCUCAGGCAAGCCCCUAUCUCCACGAGUUCGCCAUGAUCGCCACCGGAGGCCUUCUGAGGAUUUCCGCCAGAAAGCAGGAUCCCCUCCGCCCCCCAAGCCAGGUCCCUAAGCGCAAGAGGAAAACCAAGAAGAGGCGCAAGAAUGACGUGGUGGUGGUGAAAGGCAAGCUGAAGCUCUGCUCCAUUUCCGGCCUUAUCGCCCUCUGCGGGAUCCUCGUGCUACUGGUGGGCAUAGCUAUGGCUGUGGUGGGCUACUGGCCAAAGACCAACACGGCCAAUAGGGAGGGCAGUAAGCAGCUGCUGGCUGCGGGCAGUGCCAACCGCGUCCUAACCACCACCGCCAACAGCAGCAGUGGCAGCAAGAACUCGUCCAGGAGUCACCAUGGGACUCCAGAGGGUGUCAACUCCAGUUCCGUGGGCGUGCCCAGAAGCACGCCUCCAGCGCGGUCAGCCCCCCCUCCCUCAUCCUCUUCCACGUCGGUGGGCUUCUUUUUCCGCAUCUUUUCGGGUUACCUGCACUCAGACAAGCUUAAGGUCUUUGGGCCGCUCAUUAUGGGCAUUGGCAUCUUCCUCUUCAUCUGCGCCAACGCGGUGCUGCACGAAAACCGAGACAAGAAGACCAAGAUCAUCAACCUACGUGAUCUCUAUUCCACCGUCAUCGACGUGCACAGCCUUCGCGCCAAAGACCUGGCUGCAGCUGCAGCAGCGGCUGCAGCCGCUGCUGCCUCCUCAUCGUCCUCGGCUCCCACCUCGGCGCCCCCUGGGACUGUACCGCUCAACGGCUUCCUGAGCUACGUGCAGUCGCGGGGACUGGAGCUGAAGCCCGGGGGUUGUGGAGGUUCUGGGGACACCUUCGGGGCGGCAGCGAUGCUGGCCAGGGGCUCCUGGCCCCACCCCGCGGCACUGGGCGGGGGCGGCGGAAGGGCCCGGGGCGCGGCGUCCCCACCCGACUUGGCCUCAUCCCCGCGCUGCCUGCGAGAGCCCCCGAGCCUGGCAGAAGCCGUGUACAGUAUCUACCGCGAGCGCUCCGGAGUAGCGGGCCGUCGCCGGGCCACCACCGCUGUGGCUACUGCAGCCGCCACUACCACCGCGGCCGCCAGCGGCAGCAGCAGCCCGGCGCCCUGCAGCCCACCCGAGAGUUGGGGGCGCCAGAGCACCGCCAGCUCCCUCGUGGGCUCCUCACUGAGCGCCUUUGCGCUGCUGCCCUUACAAGGGGACCGCGACAGAGACGGGGAAGCGGAGGGCGCUAGCUGCAGUUGGCAGAGGCCACCCGGGGAACGCGGCUCCCGGGAAAUCCCACGGGGCGAGGUUGAACUGAGUUUGACCGACCUUCGCGGCGCGGAGGGUGGCGCGCACUGGGCGCUUGGGGAGCUGGAUGAGCCCGGGGGAGCGGCGGCAGCGCACACUGCCAGUGGGCAGGGAGGACGUCUGCCCAGGACCGGCAGGUACGCGGCCUUGAGGCGCCGCAGCACCAGCGGGCUCCCGGACUACCGGGCCCCGCCGUCCCCCGAGCCCCCGCCCUCCCCGCGCGGUGCGGACCUGGACUCCAGCCUUCAGGACACAACCGCCAUCCCCUCGCCUCCCCUGCUACAGGAGGACUCGUCCCGUGCCAGGCGGGACUCGGGGAGCUCCCAAUCAGAUGACCUAUCGAGCAGCAAUAAGGGCUACACUCCCCUGCAGGAGGCCGGCACCUCCUUGGAGUCGGUGGUGGAAGUAGUAGCCAGUAAAAGGCAAGACUGUGAAGAUGCCACCGUUUUGAGUGCGGAGCAGUGUCCCUCAGAGAGUCCCAGCGAGGAGCAACCCGCGGCCGAGCAACCUCAGCCGGUGCAGAGGCAGUUUACAAACAAGGAGAAACUCUUCAUGAUUUCCCAGUCUCAUGCCACAGGAGUUGAAGAUGGAGAGCUGGAAAGCACUGGCAUUUAGGGGGGAAAGAGGAGCCACAGGGGGGAAAGGAGAGAGAAGAUGGAAGAAAUACUCAUUUGGAUUAGUGCAUUAACAGCUCCCCAAUUCCUUUGUGGACUGGUCUGAGGAAAUCAUCCAAUAUCCAAAGAGCUGCAGAAUGUUAUUCUUGAAUUGCAUUCACAAGAUUCUUGUAGAUAACUCCAAGCAAAUUUUUUUUUUUUUAAAAAAAAGCUAACUAGUCUUUUAUGUCCGAUGGUGAUUGUAUGUUUCAUGAAAACCAAAUGUAUUAAAAGGUCAGCAAUCUAGUUCAUUAGAUAAAAUUCUCUUAAUUUUCUUAGGAUCAAGAUAAUAUAUUUUUUACAGUAACUGUGCACUUUACUCCAGUUUUUGUUUUUUGUUUGUUUGUUUUGUUUUGUUUUUGACCCCUAAUUUCCCUAACCCUUGUAUUUUGGGGCUGGUUUUGUGGAUUGCUGCUUGUGAAUGACAAGCUUCCUGCCCCCCUCUCUUUGUGGAGCUUUGAAGGGUUGAUUUGUUUCAGUUUUCUUAGAAUUGAUCUUUCUAAAUGAAUUCAAAGCCCAAAGUAUAAGUAAUUCAGGAAAGAGCACUCUCUUAGCCCCUUCCCACUCUGCUCAUGCAACUGUCCAAAGGCCUCUUUAUUUUUUAAAAAGGGUAUUUGCAUUUUUAUACUAGGGUAUGUUGCAGAGACUAGAGUGAUCCAGAAGUUAGAUGGACUGUGAGGUCACAAUAUCAAGUACACCAUGCUUUAUUGAGUAUUAUCACUCCUGUAUUGAAAAUAGCGUCAAUAUUUAAAGUCUUUUUUUUUAAUAAAAGAAGUUUCCAAACAAACAGUUAAACAUAAGAUCGCUUCAUUUUCCCUGGGAACUAAUACUGCUUCACAGUAAACAUUUAACAGUUUAUCUGAUGAAUCUAAAAUAAUUUGCUAUGACAUUGCUACUUUGACUGUAGUUAUCUUCCCCCCAAAUAUGAGUGAAAGUAUGAGGACAUCAUAAUAGUUUUCUGGUAUAUUUUUAACUUUUAAAAACAUAGGACAGUACUAAACAGUUGGGAGUUCCUCUCUUGAGUAGAAUGAACCAAUGAAUAAAUAGCAUUUUUCUAUGAUACUUUAAGUUAACCUCAAAGUAUUAAUUUAUAGAGGACCAGGUUCUGUAUUCCCUUCCCAUCUUCUUGGAUUUCAUCAUUUGAUUUUGUUUUUUAGUUUUUGGUCUUGAACCCAUGACCCACAUAGGCAAAAAGGUAGUGUUUCAGUACUAAACAGAUUAUUUACAUUUGGUGUUAUUAAAAGUCAACUAGUUAAUGUUCAAGAACAGGAAAGACAAAUAAUUACAAUUCCAUUGCCUCUUCCUUUGAGUGUUACCUGAAGAGUUUUGGAAUUGCUUUCUUUUUGGCCAUUCAGAUACAAGUUCUUUACAUACAGGAGACUCUUUCUGCAGAAGCCUAAAAUACUGAUUUCAAAGGAAAACCAGUAUAAGAUGUGGUCAUGUUGGUUUUGGUGCAGAAAGCAGCUGGUCCUGCAGAAAUAUUGCAUAUUCAGGAUUGAGAGUGGAUCCCAGCUCUUGGCAUUUGCAAUUUUUUUUUUAACAUGGCACAGAUGCUGGGUCUUCAGCAUCUGAUCUGUAAAAUGAGAACAACUUGACAUACCUUUUAGAGCUUUGGGAGGAGAUAACAAGGCAGGAGAGGGAUUAUACAUGAAGAGCCUAGUAGACUACUGGCCCAGAGUAUGUACGCAAGAAAUGGUGGCUUUUGAAACCAUUACUACUGUUACAAUACAUUGUCUGAAUGCAUGCUGUAGAAUAAUGAGAUUGGACUUCAUUGAAAUCUGGAAUAGCCACUCAUUCUCCAAUAAUCUUAAACAAAUCACUUAAUCCCUCUGGGCCCUGGAGGAUAAUAUAAUCUCUAUGAUCCCCUUCAGCUCUAAAAGCUUUACUUAAAUUCAGAGUAUUGGUUUUAUCCUGGAUAUAAUCGUAUCAAAUUUGUGCACAAGACUUAUCGAAGAGUGAAUAUAAUUCUUCAUAAACUUCCACUUAUGUAACAGUCUGUAAUGAUUUUUUAAAAAAAUCUAAUUUGUUACCAAUUUGGAUCUACAUUAGGUUAAUAACUCACUUAAAGGCUCUGGGUUAAUUUAUUGAGCUCUCUAUGGCACAAAGUGAGUUUACACUAACCAGAGUGACAAGCAAGAAUAACAAGACCUUCAGGUAGGGUUAAAUUUCAACAGUUCCAAUUGUAUUAACCCACUUCCCCAAACAAACAAACAAAAGCCAAAUUUCACUAUGUUUUCUCCAUUGUACUGAAAGUGUGUUAUUUAAAAGGAGAAAUUGGUUCCGGUGUUCUACAAUUCUAAUCCAGUCCUCAGAAAAUACAUUAUAAUGAUAUUUAUCAAAUAAUAAGGCCAUCAUUUCUUAGCUUAACUAAACAGGGGUGAGAAGAAUAAGAUUUAUUGUUUAUCCCUUACAAACGUUAGAAAAUUCAGACUAAACGUGUGGCUUCUGUUGAUCUCACACAUCUGAGUGCUUUCUGAAAUUAAAUAUCUUCAGCAAGUGAAAUGACUUUAAAAUCAAAUCAUUUUUAUCUUUUUAAAAAAAUUUGGGGGGGGGCUGUAGAGGGAUAGCAUACCUUUAUUUUAUUUGCUUAUUUUUGUAUGCAGUGCUAAGGAUCAAACCCAGUGCCUCACCGGUGCUAGGUGAGCGCUCUGCCACUGAGCCACAGCCUCAGCCCCAAGUCAUAUCUAUCUUAACCAUUGUGCAGUUUAACCAGUUUUUUUCCCCCACCAGAUUUUUUUUUUUGCCUGAAGAUAAAUUCAAUUCUACAAAUUUUGAGAGACACCUGGGAUUUCCUCAGACUUCAGGAGGAAUCCUUUCCAAUGAUAACUGUGAAAAUUCACAGUAUUAACUUGCAUAGGAGCAAAAAUCUUUUGCAAUAAUAGAGCUAAUUGUUACUCAAUAUUUACUGUGAUCUAAAUACUGUUCUACCAGCUUGACAUAUAUUAUAUCAGUUAAUCCUCAUAACAACUUUAUUGAAGUAGGAUUGGUAUUAUCCCCACUUUACAGAGAAAGAUAUUGAGGUCAGAGGGAUGGAGUAUUUACCCAUAAUUACACAACUGGUAAAGGGAGCUAGGAUUUUGAGAGUUUUGACCAUUGUAUGAACAUGCUGGCAAAUGCUGAGAUGAAAUUAGCAUUUUUAUAGAUGACUGAAAUACUUCAUACCUCCUUGGAUUUCCACUGAAUUCCUUUCCGGAACAAUUUUUAGACAUAUGCAGAGCAAUGGUAGAAUUACAGUAAGAGGUAAAGUUGGUGUUUGUGUUUUAGUCUUUAGACCAACAAAAGACUUUUUGUGUUUUUUUCCUAAGUGACUUGGCAGACUUUUUGGACCUAAUCAAUGAAAGGGCAUAUUUGGAGGGAACUUAGAAUCCCCCACCUUGUACUUACAACCAUAUGUAGUAUGAUUCAGAGGCAACAAGCAGUGGCAGGCCUCAGAUGCUGAAAUAAUCAUGGAAACUGGCAACAAUCCCCCCCCCCAUUUCUAUCAUGUUCAGGGAUGAUCAGGGGCAUGUUACUUGUCCUCUCUGUAUCUCAGUUUUCCUUUCCAUACAAUAAGAAUAGGAAUGGUACACCACAGGACUGGAUGCAGAUUAAAUGAAUGUAUUUCUCUGUAAAGUGCUUAUAACAGGCUUGGGACAUAGUGUUAUAAAAGUGUCAUUUCUUUUAUUUCAAAUAGAAUCAGCUGCUAAAUAGAAUUAUUUCAUCCAUCCUUCCUUUUUAUUAACAAUCACUUUAGGUUUAAAAGCUUAAUAUGUAAGGCAACAUAGCAUAGUGGCUUGAGUGUGACUUAGAGAGCUUCCAAAGCACUGAGUUUUGACAUCUAUUAAGUGGAAGUAAUAAAUGGCAUUUGACUUAUAGAAUUAAUUGUUCAAAUGAGGGCUAAAUAAAUUAAUAUGUUCAAAGGACUUAGAAAAAGUUCUGGCGCACACACAAAGUCUAGUAAAUAUUAACCAGUAAGGCAAAAUAAUUAAAGAAAUAUAAAUAUUAGACUAAAUUCAUUAUUCAGUUAUUACAGACACAACCUUAACUUUACUGUUCUGAAACAUCUUAAUAACUUAGGUGUAUCAGAAAAUAAAAUAGAACUUAAAAACUGAAAACUUGUACUCCUGCAACAGCCCCUGGUAGAAAGAACAUAAAACAAAUAAGAACUAGACACAUGUUCCUAUGGUUCAUGACCAUGGUAUUGUAUGACAAUGAAUGAGUAUUCAAAUUGCUCAUGUGACUGCAUUUUGUUUAGGAUUAGACCAUUUCCAUUUACUGAAGCUGGUCACAUCAGAAGGGUCAGCAAGCCCCUGAGGUCCCAGUCCUUGUCUGUCAAAAAGUCCUGAGGAAAGAUUAGGAGUUUUUGUUUUGUUUUGUUUUGGUACCAGGGAUUGAAUCCAGGGGCACUUAGCCACUGAGCCACAUCCUCAACUCUUUCUAUUUUUUAUUUACAACAGAGUCUUACUAAGUUGCUUAAGGUCUCACAAAGUUACUGAGCUGGCUUUGAACUUGUGAUCCUCCUGCCUAAGCCUCCAGAGUCAAUGGGAUUACAAGGAACUCCUUUAUUUAAAUUGUCUUGAAAAAAGUAUUUCCUGUUAAUUGUCUCUUCACUCAUUUUGAAUUUCUCAUAAAAAUGCAGUUUUGAGUAUGUUUUGCGGGGAGUUAGAGAAUUUAAAAAAAUUUCAAACAAUAUAUUAUUAGUGCAAACUAAGUAAAAGGAUUUGUAUUUUAUUAAAACAGUAUUUUUGCCAAGAUAUAAAAAUUUGUUUUAUAGUAAUGCAAUUUAUAAAUAAGAUCUUCUUGUAUUAAGGUUGCAGUUUAAGGUGAAUGCUUUCCUCAUUCAUAACAAAGAAAGAAUAGGAGUGACAUAGAUGGAGUUGGAUUUUGAUAGACUCAGACUAUUGUUUUAAUUUUGUUGGGGGGAGGCUAAAAAGUCUUUGGAUGAAUAUUUGAAUAUUCAGAAUAAGUUUUUUCAUGAGUAACUUUGAAAGUCAUUCUAAGACUUUUUUUUUUCUUCU
Marmota monax (woodchuck) is the source of this 7617-nucleotide messenger RNA. It is a transcript of the gene Tmem200c, whose product is annotated as transmembrane protein 200C. The coding region runs from base 693 to 2582 and encodes 629 amino acids. The record is from RefSeq and is a predicted model, not a curated record. NCBI's taxonomy places the organism in Eukaryota, Metazoa, Chordata, Mammalia, Rodentia, Sciuridae. The transcript has 3 exons.